Aspergillus mulundensis is the source of this 450-nucleotide messenger RNA. RefSeq lists its product as uncharacterized. The record is from RefSeq and is a predicted model, not a curated record. The transcript has a single exon. Bases 1 to 450 code for a protein of 149 amino acids. NCBI's taxonomy places the organism in Eukaryota, Fungi, Ascomycota, Eurotiomycetes, Eurotiales, Aspergillaceae.
AUGUCAGCAGGCGGACCAAACGACUACACCCUCUGGAUCGGCAUAGCCAACCACAACCCCGACCUCGAACUCCAGCGCUACAUCGUCAUCCUUCACAAGAACAACGAGCAAGUCUGCCAAUGUUUCAGCACAUCCUACGUGUACAAAGGCCGUGCGAAAAUCGGGAUGUGGAAGCACGCAAUCAGAUCGUUUGACCCCCGCGCAGCAGACCACGCCCACUGCGACAAGCUGUACAACAAGCAGUUUGUCUGCCACGUCCCUGCGCAGGAAUUCGAACGCCUUACAUAUUACUUCGAUAUUAUGCCGCCGCGCGAGAGCCAGUUCUUUGUCUUCCGCUGGCUUUAUCUGUGUGUUGAUCACGGGUUGAUUCGUGGGGACGAUGUUGAUCGGGUGAAGCCUGUUGGGCAGUUUGGGGAGGGGAGUACGAGGUGGAUUGAUGCUACUAAGUAG